AUGCAGUUCAUCAAAACACUUUCCUACUUGUUACCUCUCCUCACGACGACAUUUCAAAGAUGCUACGCAAACGCGAAUAAUAAUCAUCUCAAGGAUGUCAAGACUUUAACUAGUGGUACUUCUGGCCUUCCACCGACUAUCUUUUUUCUAGUUACUGGAAAUAUUUAUCCUGAUGGGUACUAUUAUGUGACGGUGAACCUAGGGGAUCCACCAAAACCUUACGAGUUUGACAUUGACACGGGCAGCCAUCUCACUUGGGUUCAAUGUGAUGCACCUUGCCAGAAAUGCCUCCGUGCUCCCAACCCACCUUAUAAACCCGUUACUAGAACACUUGUUGAGUGCGAGGAUCCAUUGUGUACAGCAAUUCAAUGGCCAAAAACACAUCAUUGUGAGUCUCCGGAUGCGCAGUGUGACUACUACCUAAAAUAUGUGGAUGGUGGAUCCUCUCUUGGUAUAGUCAUAAGAGACCCAUUUUCCUUGCAAUACACCAAUGGAACAGUAAUCAAGCCCCAUCUUGCAUUUGGGUGUGGUUACCAUCAGUCACAUCCAAACCCAACGACCCGACCUUACGUUGAUGGGAUUCUUGGCCUAGGCAUGGGCAAAGAAAGCAUCUUAAGCCAGCUGCAACAACUUGGUAUAAUAAAAAAUGUAGUGGGUCACUGUCUUAGCUCACAAAGAAAUGGAUAUCUGUUUUUGGGAGAUGAAAUGAUCCCUGAAGGUGUGGUCUGGACACCCAUGGUGAUUACUGACGAAUUACCGAAACGAUAUUAUUUGGGAGUCGCGGAGCUAUAUGUUGCUGGAGUGACAACUGGAAAGAAAGAUCUCCGCAUAGUGUUUGAUAGUGCAUCUACCUAUACUUUCUUCACUCGUGAAACUGUCAACGCUAUGAUACACAUUCACUAUCCAAAAACAUGGCUGCAGCUUGAGGAAGACAUUAGAGACAAUUUCCAUGCUAUUGAUACUGUAGUUGAUGAAGAGUUCCCACUCUCAGUAUGUUGGAGAGGCUCAACUCCUUUUCGGUCCAAUCACGAGCUCAAACACUUUUUUAAGCCGAUAGUGUUGAGUUUUGAAAAUGCACAGAAUUCAUGGUUUGAGAUGGACCCUGAAGCAUAUCUACUCAUUACCAAACAGGGAAAUGCUUGCCUUCGGAUCUUUUAUAGUGAUGAUAUUGGUGACCCUGCCAUAAAUCUGAUUGGAGAUAUAUCAUUUGUGGAUAAAGUCAUUAUCUAUGACAAUGUAAAUCAUAGGAUUGGAUGGGGUCCAGCAGAUUGCAACAGCAUUUAA
Molecule: messenger RNA, 1284 nt
Organism: Erigeron canadensis
Lineage: Eukaryota; Viridiplantae; Streptophyta; Magnoliopsida; Asterales; Asteraceae
Product: aspartic proteinase Asp1-like
Exons: 8
Coding region: 1-1284 (427 amino acids)
Biological process (GO): proteolysis
Molecular function (GO): aspartic-type endopeptidase activity
Source: RefSeq, a predicted model, not a curated record